Messenger RNA from Papaver somniferum (opium poppy), 650 nucleotides. RefSeq lists its product as uncharacterized. The transcript has 4 exons. The coding region runs from base 53 to 379 and encodes 108 amino acids. Lineage: Eukaryota; Viridiplantae; Streptophyta; Magnoliopsida; Ranunculales; Papaveraceae. The record is from RefSeq and is a predicted model, not a curated record.
UUCUAGGGCAUAGUUUCCCCCAAAUCUGUGAAAACGAUUCCGAGCGGCGAAAAUGGCGAUCGAAGUAGCAAACGUCAGAUCGAACGGUGUAAUGGUUUCAGAAGAAGAAGAAACAACUAAAGUUGUUGUUCCAACCAAAAUUGAGGAAGCAGGAAGGAAAUAUUGCUGUGCUACUUGCUUUAAUUCAUAUGGACGAGUAACACAUGUUGCUCUUGAAAAGAGAGUCACUUUGAAGCUCAAUGCUAUUCUCUCUGGCCAGAAGGGACCCAAUGGCCAACGUUAUUACACUAAUCCUUAUGGACUGCCCGGAGAGACGAACUCCGUUCACAAUUAUACUGGAGUGCUACAUACAUGGACAGGGAAAAGGUUGUUCUCUUAGAUGAAGAAGAAGAGAAUGAAAUAGCAAGCGGUGACUCUGAGAUAGCGAGAAUGACCUACUUGAUGGCCGCGAACAAAGUGGAGGCUUAAGGACUAAAACGAGCUUAAUUAAAUGUACUGGGAUGUUGAUAACUUGUUGAAUUUAAUGCUGUUAUGGUUAGUUUAUAUAUAAACGGAUUAGACUGUCUGAGGAAGAAUAUCUCUUCUUUGUACUUGAUCGUGGUGUAACUCAGGUUAUAAGUUUAGUUUCUUUAUGAUGUUCUGUUAAAACA